AUGCAACGGGAAAAGAAAAUUGCACUGGUGCUAGUGGUGUUGUACUCUCUUGCACUUUUUGGUGGAGCGUGUUUGGCGUGGAGGUUUAUCCACAACACGAGGGUGACAUACAGGCCGCCAAAAGGGACGCUAGUGUACCAUACGAACAAUGAUGUGGCGAAGUACUUUCCCAACCAGUUGUCGGUGAAUCCAAUGUUCUUCUUGGUGACAUCACACAAUUCAUCACAAAGUAUCGUUGAGAAUCCACACUUCGAAGCCUUCAGUUAUUUCUUCCAGCAACAGACCGCGAACAAAGGCGGUCCGAUAUAUGGAAUUGUCAACAAUGUGCUUGGUUACUUCCUUGUACCUGAUGCUGAUGGCAUGCGCUCCAGAUUUGUUGGCGGUGACCACAACCAGUCGAGUGUACUCGAGUUGAGUAUAGCUCCCGAGUUAAAGACAGAUCUUGUCCUCCCUGUUAUCACGUCUCUUGUUGAUGCGUGGUGUGAGGAGAGCGGGGCGGACUUCCUGCGUGAGUACACCAGCAUAGAGUUGUUGUCUGACGAUGCGCGUGACGGUAUUGUAAGUGAUUUGAUGCGUGUUGACGUUAUUUCUCUUCCGCUAGCCUUUCUUGUGCUGAGUUACUGCAUGGGAUCGGUGCGGCCGCUGUUAGUGCCGGCUUUCUCACUCCCGUGUACAGUGGUGAUUGCGUUCAGCAUUAUGUAUCCCAUCUCCUUCGCCGUGGAUGUGUCAUCGUUUGCGCCGGAGCUCACCCUUGGCGUUACUGCGGCCAUCUGUGUCGACUAUUCCCUUUUUAUUCUCACGCGGUUUCGCGAGCAGGUACGACAGCAGGAGUUUCUCCAUGGCCGAAGUGCAGAGACAGAGUGGAUUGUCGUGAGGAACACCGCACGUCUCUCUGCUCACAACAUUGUUGUUUCAGGUUUCACCAUCGCCGUAGCCGUCGGGAGCUUGUCAUUCUUGCCCGUGGCGUUUCUUUCAACGAUCGGGUUGACGAUGUCUGUGGCGGUUAUUUGUGCCGUUCUUGUGAGUCUUACAGCGCAGCCGGCUCUCCUGUUACUAUUUUACAAUUUUUUUGCACGACCGCCAACUUGGCGAGAGCUGUGGGAUACAUUGCUGCGCUACUGCAGAUGUUUCUGCUGCUGCGGCUGCUGCAGACGUGGCUCCCCCAGUGAUAUUUCCUCUUCGAUGGGGGAAGAGUUGCUGAGCGAGCCGGUUGAUGCUCUCUCACAGACGACUGGGUCCUUUGAGGCAGAGGAACACAAGCGACAGGUAUCAUCUGUGUGGUUCCGUAUCGGCUUGUUCUCUUUUCACCAUCCACUAAUUGCGAUUAUGGGCGUUCUCGUGUUUGGUGCGCCGUUCUUUUACUUCGCGACUCAACUGCGGGUGGACUUUGACGUGUUCACGCAGAUUCCGCGGGGGAGCGUACACGGAGAGAUUCUGAACCGGAUACAAAGGGAUGUGGGUAAUGGAGCGGCGAUCCCUUUUUAUAUUCUCUUCGUCGUACGCGGGACCUAUGACAUCUCAUUUUGGAAGACGGACGAAAUGACAAAUGUGAUGAAGGAUGUCAUUGAGGCCAUAGUCGCGCGGACAGGGCAGACGUACGAUGCCAUCAUCUCGCCGAACAUGGUGCGGAAUUCGACCAGCGGUGAGCUCAUCUGGCUGAAGGCGUGGGAGUCAUUUCUAUUAUACGCCACCAACGAGGACUAUCAAUACCUUGUAAACCGAACGGUCUCUGCAUUGGAGGGGAGGGCAGCCUACAUAAUUGUCACACCACCAACAAACCCAUUUGGGCCAUCCGCUAAUCGAUAUCUUAAUACGAUUCGCGAUGUUCUUAGGGAGCAUGCUUCGGAGAACAUCUUCUUUGACUACGGAAUUACCGGUGCAAGCAGUUCUUCAUGGGCAAUUAUAGUAAAAUCAAUGGAGCUCUUCCCCAUGCAAAUUGGUGUGACAUUUGGUGCGAUCUUUCUGUUCAUACUGAUUGUGUUCCGCUCUCUGGUGCUGCCUUUUCGUAUGAUCUUUACCGUCGUAUACACAAUUGGAUUCUCAUACGGUGUUGGCGUCAUUGUGUUUCAAUACACAUGGCUGCACAAGGUAUGGGGAGCAUUGGACCACGUGGAGAGUUACUGUUUUCUGAUCCCCAUCUUUGCAUUUUUGCUUCUUUCUGCACUGGCGCUGGACUACGAUGUCUUUCUCAUGACUCGCGUGAUUGAGUUCAAAACGAAAGGCUACACGAACGAGGCCGCUAUCGCCAAGGCGGUGUGGAAAACAGGCCCUGUGAUUUCCUUCGCCGGGAUCAUUAUGUUCGUGACGAUUGGGUCGCUGGUGUUUUCAUCCAUUAUGAUGUUAGCGCAGUUUGCUGUGGUUUCUGGUGUGGCUGUUCUGCUCGAUACCUUCGUGAUUCGGCCUUUGUUUGUUCCGGCGUUGCUGAGCAUCGUCCCGGAGAAGUGGCUGUGGUGGCCGCGCCGCUUCCCCGAGUUGGGCUGUGGUGUGGAUGUCAUGUGCAUGGACCCCAACAGCACGCUUGGGCACACCGUGCAAGAAGAAGAGAAUCUGCCUGCCUCAUUGCAUGCUUACGAGGCUUGGAGGGCGGACUCUCUAGCGAAACACAAAGUGUAG
This is a messenger RNA of Trypanosoma grayi, 2613 nucleotides long. Its product is annotated as MmpL efflux pump. NCBI's taxonomy places the organism in Eukaryota, Euglenozoa, Kinetoplastea, Trypanosomatida, Trypanosomatidae. Gene Ontology annotation, cellular component: membrane. The record is from RefSeq and is a predicted model, not a curated record. The coding region runs from base 1 to 2613 and encodes 870 amino acids. Gene Ontology annotation, molecular function: transmembrane transporter activity. The transcript has a single exon. Gene Ontology annotation, biological process: transmembrane transport.